Molecule: messenger RNA, 276 nt
Organism: Rotaria socialis
Lineage: Eukaryota; Metazoa; Rotifera; Eurotatoria; Philodinida; Philodinidae
Source: the annotation of a GenBank genome assembly
AUGAAUUUUUCAAUUCACAUGGGCGCUGAAUACAGUCAACCACCACGCAUUCCUGCAUUAACUAGUUUUAUAUCGGAAGCAUUUUAUGAUCAACGAAGACCUCCUCGAAUACGUUGUGUUAAAUGUUUAGGCCAUGGGAGAUUGUUUGUUGAAUCCGAAUGUAAUUCAUGUCGAUCAAGUUGGUCGAAUCAUACAUCAUGUUAUACAUGCGACGGUUAUGGUCAUCAAACAACUUAUGAAUUAUGUGAUGAUUGUUUUGGACGUGGCAUUAAAUGA